CUGAUUAAAGGCUGCGUUGGUUAGUUUUCUGGCUCGCUUCGCUUUCUCCGGAGCCGAGAAAGGGGAGGCGGGGGGCUUUCCCCGGCCAUCUCUUUCAACCUGUCCAUGUUGUGAUUUCGGCAGCGACAGCUCAGCCCAGCCGUUCUCUGCUUUAUUUGUGAAGUUGUUGGGGGACCCGCAGGAUGGGACGUUGCCGGCGUUAUUCUGGCGCUUUGCGAACCCUGCAGUUGCUCGCCUGGACUUUCCCGCUGGUGACAUUGGCUUCCUUGGCGGACGAAACCUUGGAGAGAGCCUCGAAAUCCGAAGGCUAUUGCAGCCGGAUCCUGCGAGCCCAAGGCACGAGGCGGGAAGGAUAUAAUGAAUUUAGCCUCCGCGUGGAAGGCGAUCCGGAAUUCUACAAGCCCGGACACAGUUACCGGGUAACACUAUCUGCAGCUACACCAGCCUAUUUUCGUGGAUUCACAUUGAUUGCUUUGAAAGAAGGCAAAGAGGGAGACAAAGAAGAAGAUCAUGCUGGUACUUUCCAGAUUAUAGAUGAAGAAGAAACACAGUUCAUGAGUAAUUGUCCUGUGGCUGUGACAGAGAGUACACCGAGGAGGAGGACUCGCAUUCAGGUGUUUUGGACAGCUCCUCCUUUGGGCACAGGCUGUGUAAUUUUGAAAGCAAGUAUUGUGCAAAAACGAAUUAUUUAUUUUCAAGAUGAGGGAUCUCUCACCAAGAGGUUGUGCGAACAAGACUCAGCCAUGGAAGGUGUGACAGAUAAGCCCAUCUUAGACUGCUGUGCCUGUGGAACUGCUAAAUAUAGGCUUACUUUUUAUGGAAACUGGUCAGAGAAAUCACAUCCAAAAGAUUAUCCACGACGAGCUAACCACUGGUCUGCAAUUAUUGGUGGAUCUCAUUCCAAAAAUUAUGUUCUUUGGGAGUAUGGAGGAUAUGCAAGUGAAGGAGUGAAGCAAGUUGCAGAGCUGGGAUCACCAGUUAAAAUGGAAGAAGAAAUUAGGCAACAGACUGAUGAGGUCACUUAA
Messenger RNA from Python bivittatus (Burmese python), 1025 nucleotides. Lineage: Eukaryota; Metazoa; Chordata; Lepidosauria; Squamata; Pythonidae. The record is from RefSeq and is a predicted model, not a curated record.